Messenger RNA from Chlamydomonas reinhardtii, 440 nucleotides. RefSeq lists its product as uncharacterized. The coding region runs from base 120 to 407 and encodes 95 amino acids. NCBI's taxonomy places the organism in Eukaryota, Viridiplantae, Chlorophyta, Chlorophyceae, Chlamydomonadales, Chlamydomonadaceae. The transcript is spliced from 3 exons. The record is from RefSeq and is a predicted model, not a curated record.
CUCCGACGCCGCAAUGGUUUCAGCGCCGGUGCAGUAUCCGCUUGAUAUGGGCAAGGGCGGCACUGGCGGCGAGCAGCAGCUAGCAAGCAGCGUUAACGAGAAGGGCGAGAUCAAUCACGAUGCGGUGGUCAAGCAAGGACCGCGUAGUGCACUCGGACCGUGGCGCAUUUGUGCCGAAGGUGGACCGGCUUAGCAAAGAGAUGCUGGCACAGCCCGACGAGGAGGACGUGGAGACGGUCCCUGCCCGCGUUCCGCCAGGCUUGGCAGGUCUGCAUCGUGCACAGGCUGCAUGGCUGCGCUUCCGGCACUCCGCUGUUAUUACCCCGCCGCGGUCCUGGUCAGCAAGGGAACACUGCAGCCGGCACCCCGUGGGCGACGCGGAGACCGCAGCGGCGCGAAGGGGCUAAGGGCACGGACUAAGGGGCUAGGGGCUAAGCCAG